GGCUGGCACUGGCACUGGCAGCACUUCUACAAUCUCUCUUCUCUUCUACCCUUUACCACUCUGCAGACCCAUCCUUCUUCUAACCCAUUCUUUUAAUUGAUUCCACGCCUUCCCCUUAAUCUGUGUCUUUUUUUUGUUUCCCACAUUGAUCUCUUCAUGUUUGAGGGUGUUUCUUCUAGAAGAUCUGGUUCUUAUAAUCCCUGACUUGUUCCUCUCUGCAAUUGCAUUUGUUAACCCCUCCUUUUUUUUUUUUUGGGUCUGUUUUUUUUUCUAUUACCCAGAAAUUGAAUAGUAAGAAAAAUAGAAACUUGGAAAAUGAAAGAGGCAGAAAAGCUAAUUUGGGAACAAACAAGGAGCCCUAAAUCUGGAGGAGGUGGCGCACAGUCUCGAACCUUGCCGAAGCUUCUUGUAUUGCUCAUCCUCUUCGUUUCUGUUACAUAUGUAGUCUACACGCUCAAGCUCAUCUCCACAUCACGCGCUUGCAACGAUGGACCAUUCUCCACCGACACAUUCUCUUCCCCUUACUCUAAAACAAUCCCCAACAUCAAUGCCACUGCUUCCUCGCUCAGAUUCCCCAACGCAACAACCUCCGCCGCUCUGCGCCGAGGAUCUCGUGAAACCCAUGACGACGACGACCGAACGGAGCUCCGGCACGUGGUGUUCGGAAUCGCCGCGUCCUCGAAGCUCUGGGAGCAAAGGAAGAACUACAUCAAGCUGUGGUACAAGCCGAAGGAGAUGCGGGGCGUGGUGUGGAUGGACAACAAGGUGAAAACCUCCCAGAACGACGGGCUCCCGCCGGUGAGAAUCUCCGGCGACACUUCCAAAUUCGCGUACACGAACCGGCAGGGUCACCGGUCGGCGAUCAGGAUCUCGCGGAUCGUGUCGGAGACGCUGAGGCUGGGGAUGAAGGAGGUGCGGUGGUUCGUGAUGGGCGACGACGACACCGUUUUCGUGACGGAGAAUCUAGUACGGAUAUUGAGGAAGUACGAUCACAAACAGUUCUAUUACAUUGGGAGUUUAUCGGAGAGUCAUUUGCAGAACAUAUUCUUCUCUUACGGCAUGGCCUACGGCGGAGGAGGGUUCGCCAUCAGUUACCCUUUGGCAAAAGCUCUCUCCAAAAUGCAGGACCGUUGCAUACAGAGGUACCCGGGACUGUACGGUUCCGAUGACCGGAUGCAAGCUUGUAUGGCUGAACUCGGUGUUCCACUCACUAAAGAAAUCGGUUUUCACCAGUAUGAUGUGUAUGGGAACCUGUUUGGUCUUCUUGCAUCUCAUCCUGUGACCCCAUUAGUGUCACUGCACCACCUUGAUGUGGUUGAGCCAAUCUUCCCCAAUGUGACUCGGGUAGAUGCCCUUCAACGGCUUACUAUACCAAUGAAGCUUGACUCAGCAGGGCUCAUGCAGCAAUCCAUCUGCUAUGACAAAUCCAAGGGCUGGACCGUUUCUGUUUCAUGGGGUUUUGCUGUUCAGAUAUUUCGCGGUGUGUUUUCACCCAGGGAAAUGGAAAUGCCUUCAAGAACAUUCUUGAAUUGGUAUAGAAGAGCAGAUUACACUGCAUAUGCAUUCAACACACGUCCUGUUAGCCGAAACCCGUGCCAGAAGCCUUUUGUAUUUUAUUUCUCAAGGGCAAAAUACAAUUCUGCAAUGCCUCAUAUAGUGAGUGAAUAUGAAAGACAUCGUGUACCUCACCCGGAAUGCCGGUGGAAGAUGGCUGAUCCUUCUUCUGUUGACAAAGUGGAGGUAUAUAAGAAGUCAGAUCCGCAUUUAUGGGAUAGAGCUCCAAGGAGAAACUGUUGCCGAGUGAUGAAGUCCAAGGAUAAAGGAACCAUGGUUGUAGAUGUGGGUAUGUGUAGGGAAGGUGAGGUAAGCGAAACAUAAUUGUGACAUUUCACUGAUAUUACUAUAAGAAGGAGGAGAAUUCUUGUGCAUCACCUUCUCGUGGAGUUACUUAGAAAGCUUAUUUCUUUAUUUAUUGGGUGGAUUACCCUCACAUUAUGAAAUUUUGUAACUUUUUCCCUGGGGUUCACUGAAAUGGGGUGAGGGUUGGGGAAAGAAGGUCAUUGUACAAAGACAUUUGUAGUUAAACCAAAUGUAGAUGGGAUGGU
Messenger RNA from Gastrolobium bilobum, 2105 nucleotides. RefSeq lists its product as uncharacterized. Bases 316 to 1878 code for a protein of 520 amino acids. The transcript has 3 exons. Gene Ontology annotation, molecular function: acetylglucosaminyltransferase activity. The record is from RefSeq and is a predicted model, not a curated record. Lineage: Eukaryota; Viridiplantae; Streptophyta; Magnoliopsida; Fabales; Fabaceae.